UUACCUCUCAUUCUAAUAUAAUCAAUUAGUAGCUUGGUUUUAAUUCAUUCAUGGCAGGGCCGAAGAUGCAACUCCUCGUCGCCGCCGCCCUUCUCCUCGCCGCCAGCACCGUCGCUCAUGCGCAGAACUGCGGGUGCUCGCAGGGCCUCUGCUGCAGCAAGUACGGCUACUGCGGCACCACUGCUCCCUACUGCGGCGACGGCUGCCAAUCGGGGCCUUGUUAUAAUCAGCCACCGUCCGGUGGCGGAGUCUCUGUGGCCAGCGUGGUGACACAACAGUUCUUCAACAGCAUUAUUGGCCAAGCAGCCGCCAGUUGCGAAGGGAAAGGAUUUUACACCCGACAGGCGUUCCUCGAUGCGGUUAAUCAGAAGUACUCUAGCUUCGGUCGGGAUGCUACCGCCGAUGACUCUAAGCGAGAGAUCGCCGCUUUCUUUGCCCAUGUCACUCAUGAGACCGGAUACUUUUGCUACAUAGAAGAGGUGGACAAAUCAAACACUUUCUGUGACACUAGCUACUCGCAAUAUCCAUGCGCACCGGGUAAGAAGUACUAUGGCCGCGGUCCACUUCAAAUCUCCUGGAACUUCAACUACGGCCCUGCUGGUCAAGAUAUUGGUUUUGACGGUCUCAAAUCGCCCGAGACCGUCGCCAAUAACGUUGUCAUUUCCUUCAAGACGGCUCUCUGGUUUUGGAUGAAUAAUGUCCAUAGUGUUGUCAACCAAGGCUUUGGUGCAACAAUACGUGCCAUAAAUAGCAUUGAGUGUGGCGGUGGCAACACUGGGGAGAUGAACGAUCGUGUUAACAUCUACAAAAACUACUGCAACCAGUUUGGUGUCUCUCCAGGAGAUAAUCUCACUUGCUAAUUAUAUAUGUAUUGUGUUGUAAGUUUUUUUUAUCAUGAAUAAUAGAAUAAGCAGGGGAACAUGUAUCAUGAUGUUCACCAAUAUGAUAAUGACUAAACUUAUAUAUGUACUUGCAUGUCAAUAAGGGAAAACAAAUUUUCAUUUAA
Messenger RNA from Dendrobium catenatum, 1006 nucleotides. RefSeq names its product chitinase 4-like. Gene Ontology annotation, molecular function: chitinase activity; chitin binding. Lineage: Eukaryota; Viridiplantae; Streptophyta; Magnoliopsida; Asparagales; Orchidaceae. The record is from RefSeq and is a predicted model, not a curated record. Gene Ontology annotation, biological process: cell wall macromolecule catabolic process; carbohydrate metabolic process; chitin catabolic process. The transcript has 2 exons. The coding region runs from base 51 to 860 and encodes 269 amino acids.